GGUUCAACAUUCCUCUGUAGUGUUUAGGGAAGGGUUGGUGGUAUAUAGACCCUACCACAGACUUAAAGGUGUGAGUGACCAGUUUCCAGUCCACAGUUGAAGUUGCAGAAGUUCCAGGAGUGUCAACAUGAGUCGCAGUCCAGAGAGGAUGUCUUCAUACCGCCGGCAUUUCGAGGGCGCUUUGGCCGCCCCUCCUGCUUACCAGCUCCGGGUGUCCAGUCCCUCUCCCAGCCGCAGGGACACCCGGCCCCGGUCGGUCAGCUUCACCCGGAGUGGUGGGGCGAUGGGGCACAGGGCCAUCUCCAAUAAGGCUCGCAUCACCAGCAAUGUGAGUAUGGGAGCACUGUGCUUUGGUAUGUCCAUGGGGCUCGGGCCAAAACUGGACCUGGAUGCGGCUGCAGCAGAGAACCAUGCCUUUAUGACUACUCGCACCACUGAAAGGCAGGAGAUGGUAGCCCUCAACGACCGCCUGGCAGCGUAUAUUGAAAAGGUGCGAACCCUGGAGUCAAAAAACAAGCAUCUGGAGGCUGAGAUUGAGGCCCUGAAGAGCCGCCAUGUCAGACCAGGCCUUAGGCAGCUGUACGAGUCUCAGCUGAAGGAGCUCAACAGGGACGCUGAGAAAAUGAGAGUCCAGAGGGAUAUGUCUUUGGCAGCCAAGGAGGCGAUGUUGGGCCAGUUGGACAAGCUGAAGGCCAAAUACAGUGAGGCUGUGGAUGCCCGGAAAAAGACGGAGCAUGACAUUGAGAAUCUCCGUCCAGAAGUGGAUAAAGCAACGUCAGCACGGAUUGCCCUGGAGACACAGCUGGAAAACCUGGAGGUUGAGCUUGCCUUCCUGCAGAGAGUUCACAAGGAGGAAAUUGAGGAGUUGGUGCAACAGAUCUAUUCAGCAAGCAGCAAGGUGGACCUGGUCUUUGGCCUCCCGGACCUCUCCUCUGCUCUCAGACAGAUUCAGUCUCAAUAUGACAGCAUUGCCGCCAAAAACCUACAGGAAAUGGACACUUGGUACAAGUCAAAGUUUCAGGACCUGAGCAGCGCCUCCACCAAACACCUUCAAAGCGCUCGAAGUUUGAGAGAGGAAAUCGCAGGCUAUAAAAAGGACCUUCUCAACAAGGAACGUGAAUUGGAAGCAAUGAAGACGAGGAACGAGUAUUUAGAGGCUCAGAUUCGUGAUGCAGCAGAAAAAUACAAGAAGGAGGAGGAGGACUUGGAGGAGCGUAUCGAAGUGAUUAAGAUGGAUCUAAAAGUAACCAAGGAAAAGAUUGCCCUGCUGCUACGGGAAUACCAGGACCUGCUAAAUGUAAAGAUGGCUCUGGAGAUUGAGAUCACCACUUACAGGAAGCUGAUCGAGGGGGAGGACAGCCGUCUGAGCACCAUGGUCCGAAACCUGUCCCUCACUGGAGGCCUGCGUCUCACCUCUAGUGUUAGCAUGCAUUCUGCCUCAUCCCCAGUCUCGGAUAGCUCAGCCCCUGCAGCCACUUCAAAGCUAGAUGGAGCCCCCAGUGACAGUAGCAGGGCUGAGAAAGCUGCGGGGGCUGCUCAAGUGGAGGUGGCCUCAUCAGACACCCAGACAGAUGGUAACGUAGAGGAGCAGGCAACUGAGACGUCUGAGAGGAAGACUGUCCUCAUCAGAACAGUUAAGACAGAUGAGGACACUUAUGAGAGCGACACACAGGAGCGCACCAUCAUCAUUUCUGGAGCAGCGGACGACACAGAUGAAGAAUAGACCGUUUAUCAACCCCAAAUCUCACAGAGCGACCCUUGCUAACUGUGUGCUAUGCAGCAACGUUCCACGUCAUGUUUUCUUGUUUUUCCAAUGCUUUGAAAAUCCUAGAAUUUAAUUUUGAAUUGAAAAGAAAACAAACUCAAGCAGCAUGUGACUAUUUCAAGGAUGGUGUUCAUCCUCCAAGGAGACUUUACAUUAAGAAAGCUACACACUGUGUGCACAGUCACUCUGCUCUGCCUGCUCCUAACACCCUGUUAGCCUCACGCUGCCUUUCUGCUCUUUUAAUCCUCCUGUGUGUCGGAAAACGCGCCUUUCAAAGUAACAAAAUAAAAAGCAAGCAAUAAUAA
Perca fluviatilis (European perch) is the source of this 2070-nucleotide messenger RNA. RefSeq names its product notochord granular surface (gene ngs). Gene Ontology annotation, biological process: skeletal muscle organ development. Gene Ontology annotation, cellular component: sarcolemma; cell-cell junction; Z disc. The transcript has 11 exons. Lineage: Eukaryota; Metazoa; Chordata; Actinopteri; Perciformes; Percidae. Bases 128 to 1723 code for a protein of 531 amino acids. The record is from RefSeq and is a predicted model, not a curated record.